Molecule: messenger RNA, 1679 nt
Organism: Stegodyphus dumicola
Lineage: Eukaryota; Metazoa; Arthropoda; Arachnida; Araneae; Eresidae
Cellular component (GO): nucleus
Source: RefSeq, a predicted model, not a curated record
UUGCAAAUUUAGGAUGAAAUUACCAGUAGUGAAUCUGAGGAUGAACCUUUGUCAUCCUUUCAAAAAAAGUCUUCUAAGAAGUCCGUUCCAAAUAAAAGGCUAAAAAGCAGCAGAUCAGUGGAAUAUGAUAGUGAUGACAGUGACUAUCAGCCAAUACAGACUUCAAGAAAACAAUCAAGGGCUAAAAAAAGACAGCAGAGUGAUGUUGCCAGUAGUGAAUCUGAAGAUGAACCUUUAUCUUCCUUGCAAAAUAAAUCUGCAAAGAAGCUCUCACCAAAUGAAAAAAUACACUGCAAUACUUCAGAUAAAUAUAAUGGGGAUGAAAAUAAGCAACCACCAUUGAACAAUGGAUAUUCUUCAAACAAAAAGAAGGAUGAAAAUACUAGCAGUGAAUCUGAGGAUGAACCUUUGUCAUCCUUUCAAAACAAGUCUACUGAGAAGUCCAUUCCAAAUAAAAAACUGAAAAAGAGCAGAUCAGUGAACUGUGAUAGUGAUGAUAGUGACUAUCAGCCAAUACAGGCUUCAAGAAAGCAAUUAGGGAGCAUGAAAAGUAAACAAGAUGAAAAUACUAGCAGUGAAUCUGAGGAUGAACCUUUGUCAUCCUUUCAAGACAAGUCUACUGAGAAGUCCAUUCCAAAUAAAAAACUGGAAAACAGCAGAUCAGUGAACUGUGAUAGUGAUGAUAGUGACUAUCAGCCAAUACAGGCUUCAAGAAAGCAUUAGGGAGCAUGAAAAGUAAACAAGCUGUGAUAGAAUCUGAUGUGUCUAGUGAAACUACGGAUGACAAAAGGAAAGUAUCUUCAUCAGAAAAUGAAAGUGAUGUUGAGUUAAUAAAUUUGAAAAAGGAACUGUCUUCGAAACAAAAUAAAAGGUCUCUUUCCACUAAAAAAAAUGUGAAAACAAAGAAAAGAAAAUCUGAUGAAAGUAAUGAAAAAAGUAAAACUAAAAAGUCAAAAGUGGAAUUGGAGGAUAAAUCCAGUGAAGGCAGUUUAAAAAAACAAUUCUCUAGUGAAAAUUUGCAGGAAAACAGCUCUCCUGCAGAAAAUAUGAGUUCUGAUUCAUCUAUCCUUGCAAGUGAUGAUGAAGUUUCAUCUAAAAAGCAGAAGAAAGAAACUCAAAAAAAAAGUGGAAAGGUGGAAAAAAUAAGCAGUGCUUCAGAAGCAAAGAUUGAGCAUUUAAAAAAAUAUGUCAGAACAGCUGGUAUACGUGUGAACUCUUACCCAAAACUUUUUGAAAACUGUCAAUCUGUAAAGUCAAAAGUUGAAAAGCUGAUGGAACUGUUACAAAAAGAAGGUUUAAAAGGUCGCCCAACUCUAGAAAAAUGUAAGAAGUUGAAGAAGAAAAUAGAAACAAAAAAGGAAAUAGCAGAACUGGAUGUUACAAACAUUCUCCAGUCACAAGGCCGUCCCAAAAGAGGUUUGUCUUCAAAUAACUCAAGACAAAUAAAAAAGAGUCCAACACCAUUAAAGAAUUUCUCACGCUUACAAGACAUAGUUGAUAGUGAAGAAAGUGAUUAAACAUUUUUUAUGCAGAUUUUAUACCCUUUUCAUCCCAUAUUUUAUUUUAAAUGUGUUGUAAAUAUUGUGUAUGUUUUUGUUCACAAGUUAGAAUUUUGUAAUAGAACUUCUUACUUUCAUCUCUAAGAGUUUGUAAAAAUUAAAGAAUUUUUGAAAAAUUUU